ACCUCGCCUGGCUCCCAGCUCCGGCUCUGGAGCACACGCUUCUCUCCGCCUCUCUCCUCGCUCCCUCUCGGCGCCGCCAGCCUCGCUCCGGCUCCUUUCGCUUUUCUCUCUCAACCUGAGUGAGGCAGGUGACAGCUGGGACAUGUCUCGGGAGCUGCAGGACGUGGACCUCGCUGAGGUGAAGCCUUUGGUGGAGAAAGGAGAGACCAUCACCGGCCUCCUGCAAGAGUUUGAUGUUCAGGAGCAGGACAUCGAGACUUUGCAUGGCUCCAUUCACGUCACAUUGUGUGGGACCCCCAAGGGGAACCGGCCCGUCAUCCUCACCUACCAUGACAUUGGCAUGAACCACAAAACCUGCUACAACCCCCUCUUCAACUCCGAGGACAUGCAGGAGAUCACCCAGCACUUUGCCGUCUGCCACGUGGACGCCCCCGGCCAGCAGGACGGCGCCGCAUCCUUCCCCACCGGGUACAUGUACCCCUCCAUGGACCAGCUGGCCGAAAUGCUUCCUGGAGUCCUUCACCAGUUUGGACUGAAAAGCGUCAUUGGCAUGGGAACCGGAGCGGGCGCCUACAUCCUCACUCGAUUUGCUCUGAACAACCCCGAGAUGGUGGAGGGCCUCGUCCUCAUCAACGUGAACCCUUGUGCGGAAGGCUGGAUGGACUGGGCUGCCUCCAAGAUCUCCGGAUGGACCCAAGCCCUUCCAGACAUGGUGGUGUCGCACCUCUUCGGGAAGGAGGAAAUGCAGAAUAACGUGGAAGUGGUCCACACCUACCGCCAGCACAUCGUGAACGACAUGAACCCCGGCAACCUGCACCUGUUCAUCAACGCCUACAACAGCCGGCGGGACCUGGAGAUCGAGCGGCCGAUGCCCGGAGCCCACACAGUCACCCUGCAGUGUCCUGCUUUGUUGGUGGUUGGGGACAGCUCACCUGCUGUGGACGCUGUGGUGGAGUGCAACUCGAAACUAGACCCAACAAAGACCACUCUCCUCAAGAUGGCGGAUUGUGGUGGCCUCCCGCAGAUCUCUCAGCCGGCCAAGCUUGCCGAGGCCUUCAAGUACUUUGUGCAGGGCAUGGGAUACAUGCCCUCCGCCAGCAUGACGCGCCUGAUGAGGUCCCGCACAGCCUCGGGUUCCAGCGUCACCUCCCUGGAGGGUGCCCGCAGCCGCUCCCACACCAGCGAGGGUGCCCGCAGCCGCUCCCACACCAGCGAGGGCACCCGGCUGGACAUCAUCCCCAACUCCGGCGGCACCGGGAGCAGCCCCGGGCCCAACUCCACGGAAGUGUCCUGCUAGGCGGCCUUGGGGUCGGCCGCCCCUGGACUCUGGGAUCAAUCGCUGUAGCUGCCUCUCCUCAGGCCCCUCCCCGCCCCUGCCUGCCAACCGCACCUAACUUGGUAUUAAUCCAAAGCUUAUUUUGUACGAGUGAGCUCUGGUGACAACAAAGUGAGAUUGGAUUUGUGGAGGGCGCCCUUUGCGACUAGGGCGGGGCGGGGUGGACCAAAGGUAAAGAAACAUCUCAGUGUCCUGUUUCCACUAACGAGAGGCCCAGAGGCCACUCUCUUACCCUCCCUCAGAGACGCCAAACUGCCAGAAAUGAGAAACACAGAGUAAACACUUGAUCAGUGCUAGGCUGACCUGAGCAUCCUGGCGCGAAGGGACAUUUUUUUGGAAGCCCAACCCACCUACUUCCUGUUUCCUCUCCAGCUAAAGAAAAAACAGACACAGUUUCUGGAAACCAAACCCUCUCUGAUUUGGGGACUCGGAGAGCAGGGAACGGUGGGGAGGUCUUUUAAGGAGGCCAAACAGGAAGCGGGAAAGAGGUGGAAUUUAUGCGGAGCCUCAGAAGUGUUUGGAAAAGCAAAUCUCCCUUGCUAACUUAAAGAAAUAGAUUUUUAACGUUUGUGCAUAUUUACACUUUUUAUUGCCCAAGCCUACAAGCCUGCUUUUCUGGCAUUUUUUAAGGGACAACAGAAGCGGGCGACAAAAUCUCCCAGUUUUUCAAAGAAAUGGUCUUGGCAAACGUUUGGCAUCGUGGAUUUGAGGCUCUGAUUCCUCUGCCUGCCUCCUCCUCCGUGGCCCCUGCUUCCCACUCCAAAUACAUGAACGAGGGAUUACUUCAUUCACGGGGAAGAUCAUGUAGAUUUGUAGUUGCUUUCUUUGAAAUGGAGGGAAAGAUUGCAAACAGCUGUGCCUGGCUGUGAUGUGUCUCCACGCAGUGGGUGGGGGGCAGGGACGCUGGGGUGGGGUGGUACUUUUGGUUAUUAGAUGUAAGGAAUUCCUCGUGGUCGUGAUGGAAUCCAGUGCAGUUGUGAUUUCAGUUGAUCCCAUCGGGUUUCCAGCAAUCAUGUGUGAUGGAACUAAAUCCAGCUUCUAAUCUUUGACAACCGGGGUUGAAUCUGAACUUGGCUGCCAAACAUUUCUGACCCGGUGACCUUCCGGGGUCUUCAGGUAGAACUGUUUACUCUUGUAGGGGGUGGAGAUUCGCGUGGGACGUGGUGGCCCAGAAGAUGCAAGGAUUCUGGAAUGUGUAUGCCAUGGGAUUCCCUUCCCUCUGCUGCCUUACCCUCUUCCCUGCCCCUCUCACCUCUCGCUGAAGGGGGUGGCACCACUGACAUUUCUGGGCGACAUCAGCAUAGCUGUCAAGUUCUUGUACUACUUACUGCCUUUUGAUUUCCAUUUUGGCUAACCAUGGAUCUUCUUAUAUGACGUUUGAUCAGAGAGAAUGGAACAUUGUGAAUCAGCCGCCGGGACCUAGUGGUUACUGGGAGAAUAGCCAAGCCUUCUAGGUAGCUUGGGGGAUAAUGACUCAGUUUACCUGCCACCUACCCCCCUGGGAGGCAGACAUGGCUGGAUCAGAACAAGAAACCGUUGUGUACUAGUCUUUCCAGAGGAGUUUCUUAAUGAGAUAUUUGUAUUUAUUUCCAGACCAAUAAAUUUGUAACUUUGCA
This is a messenger RNA of Hippopotamus amphibius kiboko, 2952 nucleotides long. RefSeq names its product N-myc downstream regulated 1 (gene NDRG1). The coding region runs from base 143 to 1297 and encodes 384 amino acids. Lineage: Eukaryota; Metazoa; Chordata; Mammalia; Artiodactyla; Hippopotamidae. The record is from RefSeq and is a predicted model, not a curated record. Gene Ontology annotation, biological process: signal transduction. The transcript is spliced from 16 exons. Gene Ontology annotation, cellular component: cytoplasm.